CUACCCCACCCCUACCCCACCCCUACCCUACCGCUACCCUACCCCUACCCUACCCCAUAUUGCGAAGCAAUUGUUAAAGACCAAAACAUGCGAGACAUAAUUGUUUUUUUAAGUAAAGUUUUAUCCCCACAUCAACUUCACAGGGAUAAAUUUAUCGCGUUUAAAUGUCAAAAGUCCCAAAGUAUAUCAUUUUAUCCACUCCAUAUGCCAUAGUCGAGGAAAAGAUCUCCACGCGUAAUGUCAAUCGGGGAUUAAUUUGUCUUUCCCUUGUGGUCAUGCUAUGACGGGUGGAUUUAUAUCCUUAGUCAGUGGAUAUAAUGGGUGGAUAAAAAUUUUAUCCCUUGCCCAUGCUAGCCCGGCUGAUAGUUAUUUUGGAAAUAUAUUUCAUGUACAGAAUUGACCUCUCUACAGAUUUAUUAUAAGUAUAGAUGAAUGCUUGCUACAUCUUUUAAUUAUAACACUAAUAUUAUAAAGGCGAAAAUUAUUAUGUAUGUGUUUGUUCCUCCGCAGCUACUGAACCAGUUUUAGUGAAAUUUGAAAUGGGAAUUGAUUUUAUCCUGGAUUAACAUCGUUAUCAACCCAUAUUCGGCACUCUGUUGAGCACGAGUCUCCUCUCAGAAUAAGAGGGUUAGGCCUUAGUCUACCACGUUAGCCCAAUGAGGAUUAGUAGACUUGACACAUGCAGAGAAUUAAGAAAAUUCUCAGGUAUGCAGGUUUCCGCACGAUUUUUUCACCGUUUGAGACACGUGAUAUUUAUUUUCUUACACACUGAAAAGUUGGAGGCGCAUGCUCCGAACCGGAUUCGAACCUCCGCCCUCCGAAUCGAAGACAGAGGUCAUUUACAUUGAGUUGUCACGGCUCUGUGUAUGCUGUAUGAUAUAGGCAGUAAUAUUUCGUUUUAACCCGCCAUGCUAUACGCAGUGCAUCCACAUGCCCUUUGCAAGCCAACUCAAGUAGUGAAGGGGCCAUGCCACGAGUGCAUCUGCAGAGAGGAUGGCUUGUUCGUUUGCCACGCCGUCCCUUGUCCACUGAGUGUAGUAAAUCCAAGGAAAUCCAGCAAGGACGAGUGUCAACCACAUGUUACUUAUAAAUAUGAGGAACUGCUGUGCACCUGCAAUUAUGAGGGAAGAUGGGGUUCCUUCAACUGCAGGGAGACCUUCCGAUACUUGCGAUCAGACAAUAAAUCUGUGAAGCGCGAUCUAAAAUCUGACUACAUCUACAUCUUUUCCAACCAACAUGAAAUUGAUCAUAACGAUUUGCCAGAAAUCCAAGAUGGUGAAAGUUGUGUUCAGGGAAAGGUGUACAAAAUGUUAUGCAACACAUGUCAAUGCGGAGAACGGAAUAAACUUAUGUGCACCAAAAUGUCCUGCUUUGAGAAUACUAUCCAAACAGCGCUGCGGCAAGCUAAAGAAGAAUCAGAUAAGAAAGAAAACAAGGAGAAAUUAAAUAAUGGAGUACUCCCAAAAGCACUGCGGCAAGUAAAAGAUGAUGAAAAAAAGAAAGUAAUUAAGGGAGUAAAUUCAGGAGCUCUUAGGAAAGGUAGUUCGAAGAAGAAAUUGCUCACAUUACCGAAAGGAAAAUGUGUUCCCGGAAUGAUUUAUAGCAGCGGAUGUAAGAAAUGCUUUUGUGAUGAUAAAGAAAAAGCAAAAUGUACUCGCUCAUGCAGUGGCGAGUUACCUAACCGAUUCAGUGAUAAGGAUAUCUCAGAAAUGGAGACGCGAUCUGUAAUCGAUCUUCCAGAGCUUCCACAUAUGGGGGCCAAAUGCGAUCCAGGAAAGAGUUACUACGUUGUCUGUAAUAUUUGCUUCUGCAGUCACAAACAUGAUCUGAUUUGCACUAUGAAGUAUUGCAUCGACCUUGAUAGUGCCACAAAUGUGCAAUCGAAAGAACUCACAGGACGUCCAUGCAAAAAAGACUUCAAAUUUCUCUGUGCCGAUUGCAAAUGCGUGAACAACCAAAACCAGUGCAAGCCGAUACCAAAUUGUGGGAACCAUAUGUCGGGAAAACAACUGUUGUCGUCAGCAGCUGGCACGAAUAUGAAAUUAACUCUAGAUAUUCAGAAGGAAAAGUGUAAACCAAAUGUUUCCUACAAGUUCCAUUGUAACGAGUGCCACUGUCAACCCGACGGAAGCUUAAGAUGUACCCAGAAGAUCUGCCUCACGUAUUCGCAGGCAAAGGAUUUGCAAGAUAGGGAGACUUAUUUAGAUAAGCAUGGUCUUUGAACUAUUAAAUGAACGCAGUACGCAAAAUUGGCAAAUGUGUUGGCAAAUAUAAAUUUAA
Bicyclus anynana (squinting bush brown) is the source of this 2280-nucleotide messenger RNA. RefSeq lists its product as uncharacterized. Gene Ontology annotation, molecular function: peptidase inhibitor activity. The record is from RefSeq and is a predicted model, not a curated record. The transcript is spliced from 6 exons. Lineage: Eukaryota; Metazoa; Arthropoda; Insecta; Lepidoptera; Nymphalidae. Bases 909 to 2222 code for a protein of 437 amino acids.